Varanus komodoensis (Komodo dragon) is the source of this 1698-nucleotide messenger RNA. It is a transcript of the gene YIPF4, whose product is annotated as Yip1 domain family member 4. NCBI's taxonomy places the organism in Eukaryota, Metazoa, Chordata, Lepidosauria, Squamata, Varanidae. Gene Ontology annotation, biological process: vesicle fusion with Golgi apparatus; endoplasmic reticulum to Golgi vesicle-mediated transport. The coding region runs from base 122 to 895 and encodes 257 amino acids. The transcript is spliced from 6 exons. Gene Ontology annotation, cellular component: trans-Golgi network; membrane. The record is from RefSeq and is a predicted model, not a curated record.
CAGGAGGAGGUGGCGGCGGCCUCCGCCUCUUUGGGUCGCUGCUGACGGGCUGCCGGGUGGCCCCGCUCGAUCGUCCGCUCGUUCUCCGACGGGGCUUUCGAGGCCCUACGCGGGCGGGGCGAUGCAGCCACCGGGUGCCCAACAGCCCGCUCCCCCGCAGCCGCCACCGCCGCUGCUCUACGCGCCCAGCAACGGGGAUUUCACCUUCGUCUCCUCGGCCGACGCCGAAGAUCUGAGUGGUUCAAUAGACUCUCCAGAUGUAAAGCUCAACCUUGGAGGAGGAAGUGGGGAAUUUAUCAAAGAAUCUACUGCAACUACAUUCCUGAGGCAGAGAGGAUACGGUUGGCUUUUGGAAGUAGAAGACGAUGACCCUGAAGAUAAUAAACCUCUCUUGGAGGAGUUAGACAUUGAUCUGAAGGACAUAUACUACAAAAUUCGAUGUGUUUUGAUGCCAAUGCCUUCUCUUGGAUUUAACAGACAAGUAGUAAGAGAUAAUCCUGAUUUCUGGGGCCCUCUGGCAGUUGUCCUGUUCUUCUCAAUGAUCUCAUUAUAUGGGCAAUUCAAGGUGGUAUCCUGGAUUAUAACUAUUUGGAUAUUUGGAUCCUUGACAAUCUUCCUGUUGGCCAGGGUUCUAGGAGGAGAGGUUGCAUAUGGCCAAGUUCUUGGAGUUAUUGGAUAUUCUUUACUUCCUCUUAUUGUAAUAGCACCUGUGCUUCUGGUGGUUGGAUCAUUUGAAGUUGUUUCAACUCUAAUAAAACUUUUUGGAGUUUUUUGGGCUGCAUACAGUGCUGCUUCCUUAUUAGUUGGAGAAGAAUUUAAAACUAAGAAGCCCCUCCUGAUAUAUCCCAUCUUUUUAUUGUACAUUUAUUUUUUGUCCUUAUAUACUGGGGUGUGACCAAGUCAAACAAGAACAAUGUCUUGCUCACUAUGAAGACUGAUGAAAUGUUACCUGAUUGAAGAGAGAAGUGAGUGUGUCAUGUCUGGCUGUCAAGUUUUCAGUGGUAACCCAGUUAUAUCUAUGUAUAUUAUUUAAGCUGUUUUAGUUACAUUAGAGAUUUAUAAAAGAGUUUUAGGUUUAAGACUAUGUAGAUUUUUAUUGAGCAGAUAUAAGAAUAUUGUGUGUUUAUAACUCAAAGUUGCAGGAUAACAGCUUGAUAACUGUGCCAAAAGCACUAAGAGGAUAUGAUUGAUGUGUUAAAUUGAAGUGGAAUUCUAAUUAAUAGUAAUGGUUCAAAGUUCAAUUCUUACAUUUGAAAUUGCAGAUUCUGUACAUAUAUUUAUGAAUCAGUCCUAAAGAUUGUUCAGACAACCAGUACACAACUGUGACACUUAAUGUGAGUGCCUUGCACACACUGAUUUGGCUGUUGAGUCAUUAAAGGUCUGACUUUUUAAGAAGGGUGUUUAUGUCAAUCAUAUUUAGGUUUACAUAUUUCAUUGUUAAGAGGGUUUACAGAUUCCAUAACAACAUGAAGAAACAACUGUUUGAAUUAGUCCUUGGUUUUUAACAAACUAUAUGUAUGCCAUAGGAAAAUAUUCUUUAAUAAUAUUGAUUUUGAAAUUUCCACAAAAAAAGCUGCUAGGGGUUUUUAACCUCCAGCUUUUAUGGUAGUAGUAUUAAGUGGGGAGAACAGUUUAAAUCAACCUUAUGAUUCUGAACACUGUCUUACGAUGGAAUAAAAAUGCUUCUCCAAAACUGUA